Molecule: messenger RNA, 2091 nt
Organism: Sapajus apella (tufted capuchin)
Lineage: Eukaryota; Metazoa; Chordata; Mammalia; Primates; Cebidae
Product: ras-related protein Rab-2B
Exons: 6
Coding region: 22-534 (170 amino acids)
Cellular component (GO): Golgi apparatus
Molecular function (GO): GTPase activity; GTP binding
Source: RefSeq, a predicted model, not a curated record
GGUGUGGAGUUUGGAGCUCGUAUGGUCAACAUUGAUGGAAAACAAAUCAAACUGCAAAUCUGGGAUACGGCUGGGCAAGAAUCCUUCCGUUCUAUCACCCGUUCCUACUACAGGGGAGCAGCUGGAGCACUGCUGGUGUACGACAUUACAAGGCGUGAAACCUUCAACCACCUGACCUCAUGGUUAGAGGAUGCCCGGCAGCACUCUAGUUCCAACAUGGUUAUCAUGCUCAUUGGGAAUAAGAGUGACCUAGAGUCCCGCAGGGAUGUGAAGAGAGAAGAAGGAGAGGCCUUUGCUAGGGAGCAUGGACUUAUAUUCAUGGAAACUUCAGCCAAAACAGCCUGCAAUGUUGAAGAGGCCUUCAUUAACACAGCCAAAGAAAUAUAUAGGAAGAUCCAGCAGGGUUUAUUUGAUGUCCACAAUGAGGCCAAUGGCAUCAAGAUUGGGCCCCAACAGUCAAUUUCAACAUCAGUGGGACCCAGUGCCUCCCAGCGGAACUCUCGUGACAUAGGGGCCAACUCUGGCUGCUGCUGAACAUCUGGCUUGAACUCUUUUUUUCCUUUCUGGAAUAGCUUCAGAUCAAUAGGCUUAAUGAAAGAGGUCUUUCUUGCUUUGGCUGAGAGGAACCUCUUUUAAGGUGUGAUGUUUUGCCUUUCCUUCUAAAGACCAGGGGAGUAUUUGGGCCCUUACUGACCUGUCCUCCUUCUGGGACAUGAGCAUUCCCUAUAGAUUAGGGCUCUUCUUAUCCUCCUAUACUAAUUUCUAAAAUGUUAGGAUCAAAGCUGGUUAUCACAGUAGUUAAAAAAUAAAUAAUUUCAUAAGCAUAUACAAUCCACUCCCCACUAAGAAUUAGGGUCAAGGACAUUCUGCUUGAACACUUACAGUUACCAGGAUCUGGUUGGCCUUUGGAUGAUAGAUCCUCUGCCUAGGAAUUUCAUUUAGCUUUUAAAUUCCUUGCCUUUGGGGGUCUACUUGCCACUUCCUAAGAAUUCUUGUAGAAGGUGGUUCCUUCUACUUGGACAAGAACACUGAGUACUUCUCUACUAUCCUAUUGUUAGCUUCUAUCUCUUAGCGUAACUUCAAAACUUUUGAAAGCAGUGGAGUUGGUCAGGGACAUGUGACCACUUAUUACCUAAAGAAAAUAUUUGUUCCCUGUUCAUUUUAUUUUAGGGACCAGAUCUAACAUUAUAGUGUCUUUUACCAGACAGACUUCUAUUGUUUCAUCAAACUCACUUCUUAACUAGACCUAGACUUUCUACUCCAAUCAAGCUAAUCUACUUACUGAACGUGACAUGUUUAUUCCUAGUUUCAUACCUUUGCACAUGCCCUGCUCUCCACUAACUAUAUACUUAAAAGUUCAAAAAUUUUUUCUUUUGUAACAGACUUAGGGACUUCUAAGCAAUUAUUAACACAAUAUCCCUUAGUUUUCAUAUGUUGGUUAUUCAUAUGUAUAUUUAUAUGCAUAUUUAUUUUUAUGUAUGUUACUAUGUAAAUAUGUUUUGCAAUUGUUUUUGUGUGGAAUCUUGUCUUUCCAUAUAAGUUGUAAGCUCCUUGAGAGCAGGAUCUGUGUCAUUCCUUUAUUUUUAUAAAUCACUCCCUCCACCAUUCCUGUACCUAGUGUUACUCAUUAUGUGUUCAUUGAAUUUGACUGACAUACUUAAAAACUUAAGGUUUAUUUUGUACUUUAAAGGAAACAAAAGACUUUAGAGUUAUCUCUUUGUAAUUCUGCCCCUCUCAUUUGUUUACCCUGGGGUUCUAUACUGUUCUUUUCCUUCCCCUCUCCCACCUCUCCGACCUUUCCUUGUCUCUUUGCCUUCAUGCCAUGCAGCAUACAGUAAGGCUGCCUGCUACCAAGCAGUCAGAUAAGUGCGCGCCUAUCCAGCCAUUCUCUUUUCAGAGCACUUAAUACUAUCUUAGCCAAAUUUGCCUUUGCUUCACUCAUCAUGCAGCCUUCUGGGUCAGUUGCUAUAUUUAUCUUUUUUGCUUGAUGUCCCAUUCUCUUCCACAGCUCUGAGGUCUCAUGAAUUUUUCUACUUUCUUUUUGCUGUCGAUGAAUUGUUUCAUUAUUAAAUAUAUGCAUGUAUUAAAGCU